GACCGGGAGUGCGGGCCGGGGUGUCGCACAGGAGGGGUCUCAGUGGGGUUCGGAGCCCCACACCUUGCACUUGGGGUCCCUCUGCCCCUCGGCCUGUGAGAGGCCUUCCGCCCUAACAGCUCCCUCUGUGAUGUCACGGGGCCUGUGUGACCUCACGGCGGGCCACUGGCUCCACUGGUGGGAGUGGUGGGGGCCGAGGUGCCAGUUUGUUUGACCUGAAGUUGUCCGGUUGGAGUGGAACCGCGGGACCGUGCGGCCGAGCGCGCUCAGCAGGGGACGUGGUGGCCAGGUGUCCUCGCCCCGUGUCCCCUUCAGCCGUCACGAUGCGAUUUGUGCCAGACUUCAAGAAACCCCCCUCCCACCUCCUGAAGAAGUUUGCAGUGUGUGACAGUCCUCUCUACGACAUCUGUGACUACAACGUCACCAGAGACCGCUGCAGGGACCUCGGGUGCUGCUUCUACAGAGGCGUGUGCUUCGAGAGGGCGGUUCCCGUCUAUGUGCAGGUGUUUUCCGCCUUGAUCGUGAUCAUCUCCGGGGCCUUCGUCAUCACUAUCAUUUACAGAGUCGUUCAGGAGAGCAGGAGAAAAAAGGAAGUCCCCACAGAACUGCCGUCUGCCAAGCCCAGUAACCCAGAGGGGUGGGCGCCCUCCGGUGAGCAGGUGGGGUCCAGGGCCAGGAGUGCAGAGCCGCCGAACUGGAGUGAGCACCUCGAGGAAGAGGAGGAGGAGGAGGAGGAGGAGGAGGAGGAGGAGGAGGAGGAGGAGGACGCAGCGCCGGCAGUGACGGUGGACAGACUGACCAAGGACUGAGGCCCGUGGGGCGGGCAGAGCAGAGACUGACAAACACCUGCUGAAACGCUCCAGCUGCCGACCGGCUGUUGAGUGUGGAAACAGCAUUCGUGAGCACAAGAUAAAGUUAUUUUAAAUGCUC
Suricata suricatta (meerkat) is the source of this 930-nucleotide messenger RNA. It is a transcript of the gene TEX29, whose product is annotated as testis expressed 29. Lineage: Eukaryota; Metazoa; Chordata; Mammalia; Carnivora; Herpestidae. The transcript is spliced from 6 exons. Bases 324 to 809 code for a protein of 161 amino acids. The record is from RefSeq and is a predicted model, not a curated record.